Haplochromis burtoni (Burton's mouthbrooder) is the source of this 2878-nucleotide messenger RNA. It is a transcript of the gene large1, whose product is annotated as LARGE xylosyl- and glucuronyltransferase 1. The transcript is spliced from 12 exons. The coding region runs from base 1191 to 2732 and encodes 513 amino acids. The record is from RefSeq and is a predicted model, not a curated record. Gene Ontology annotation, biological process: protein O-linked glycosylation via mannose. Gene Ontology annotation, molecular function: xylosyltransferase activity; glucuronosyltransferase activity. NCBI's taxonomy places the organism in Eukaryota, Metazoa, Chordata, Actinopteri, Cichliformes, Cichlidae.
GUGACAUUAUUCACCAAUGACUAUCACGGUCACGCUAACAACCCUCGUAUUUAUGCCACGAUCUGUUUCGCUUGUUAUAACCUUUAAAGUCCUUGUGCUUACAUUUCUAUAAGGCCCUUUUUCAUACGGUCAUUAAGCAUGUGUACAGCGCAGCGGAUUUACUGUGUGCCGUCCUCCCAUACAAAAACUGGGGCAUUUUCCUCUAAGUCAGUCUUAAAUAUUGGAAGGAGAUGGUAAACGGUUCAAGUUCAGUCCCCUCUCCUAAAAAGUGUUUUUAAUCUUACUGAGAGCUGCGAAAACAACGCCAACAACCUUUACUUUGCCAUGUUUUCAGAUAUGCUAAUUCUUGCUUCCCAGUCCUCGGGUGAUGGCACUGAGCACACAGACAGCCGUACGUCAGCUGCCUAGCUCAGCGGCAACAGUUGCACGCAGGAAUACGGUCAUGGUGGGGAAAGCUCGUUGAAUGGUAGCAUGGGCUUGGUAGUCCGUGGGCAGGUGCUAACUGACCGUCUACCUGCACGUUUUGUCAGAUGUGGGCAGUGUCAGAAAUGUGCAGCGCAACCAGUUACCGUGAAGAAGAUCCAAGUUCUAACCAAUGACCUAACAGCUCCCCCAAAUGAAGCCAAAAGGUCUCUAUCGCCCCCUGGUGUCUGGCUACAGUAUAGGUCACAAACCCCGCCUCCUCCAUUUUAGAAGGUGGGACUGAGGUAAAACAAAAACAAAAAUUCUCCUCAGAUAAUUUUUUCCAAGAAUUUGCUUUCGGCCAUUAUUAGUAGUUCGCGUCAUGUUGAUUCAUGUUCAAGGGGUCCCCCUUCUCAUAACUCUGAUUCUAAUUACAACUAUAAUACUGUUCAAUUGGGUCAUGGUAACAGCUCUGAAAAACAGCUGCAAUCACGGAGAAACUUGCCUAUCUCUGUUCGAGAAUGGCAGAUGAAUCCAUGGAUGCUGAGAGGAGGGCAAGCGUUUACUUUACAAAACCAUGACUGACUGUGUCAUACUGACAGCAUGAGAUGAUCUGCAGUAAUCAACAGAAGGACCCGAGGUCCUGCUGCACUUUUUUGGAGCUGCCCUCAAAUUCAGACCUCAGCACUACCCAGUAACAUCAUCCUUGCUAUGACUCAGCCUGGACAGCAGCUCCUACCCACAUAGAGGUCACUUUACCUCUCUUUCUAUCUGCUUUGGUCCAGAGGAUGCUGGGAAUGUGUCGCGGGCGCCGGAAGUUCCUGGUGGCCUCCCUCGCCCUGCUCUUCAUCCCAGCACUUACGUGGCUUUACCUGUCAGUCGGGAGCUUUCAAGUGAAGCCCCUCCCUCUUUCUCCAUUGGAAGCCCUGUCAUCCACCCCGGUGGGCGGAGCCGGUGAACGACAGGCCUUAGAGUUGCGGGUUCGGGUGGUGGAGGAAGAGAACCGGGCGCUGCGCCGAGAACUUAGCCGUCCACCUAGGAGCCCAUCUGCACAGCUUCCGAGCAAUAAUCACCGUGGCAACCAAAGCCGAACACAUUCAGAGGAAGGCACAGGUGACAAUGAGAGCCAGAAAGCUGUUACAGUGGGUAAUAGCUCAGACUGUGUCCGACACCCAGUGGUGGAUAAGUGCGAGACCAUCCAUGUGGCCAUUGUAUGUGCAGGUUACAACGCAAGUCGAGAUGUGGUGACGCUGGUUAAAUCUGUCCUCUUCCACAGGCGGAAUCCCCUUCAUUUCCAUUUCAUCACAGACUCCAUUGCUCAGCAGAUCCUGUCCUCCUUGUUUCAUACAUGGAUGGUUCCUGCCGUCAGGGUGGACUUCUAUGACGCAGAUGAGCUGAAGUCCGAAGUCUCAUGGAUUCCUAACAAACAUUACUCUGGGAUUUAUGGGCUAAUGAAACUGGUACUGACAAAGACCCUGCCAUCAGAUCUACAGAGAGUCAUCGUUCUAGACACAGACAUCACCUUUGCCACUGACAUUGCUGAACUCUGGGCCGUCUUCCACAAGUUCAAAGGCCAGCAAGUUCUAGGUCUGGUAGAGAACCAGAGUGACUGGUAUCUGGGGAACCUGUGGAAGAACCAUCGACCCUGGCCAGCACUGGGCAGAGGCUUUAACACUGGGGUUAUUUUGCUCCUCCUGGAUCGUCUGCGAAAGCUCAGAUGGGAGCAGAUGUGGAGACUGACUGCAGAAAGGGAACUAAUGAGCAUGCUGUCCACUUCCUUGGCAGACCAGGAUAUCUUUAACGCAGUGAUCAAACAAAACCCGUUCCUGGUUCAUCAGCUGCCUUGCUUCUGGAACGUCCAGCUGUCUGAUCACACCCGUUCCGAAAAGUGCUACAAAGAUGUGUCCGACCUAAAGGUGAUCCACUGGAACUCUCCAAAGAAGUUGCGAGUAAAGAACAAGCAUGUGGAAUUCUUCCGGAAUCUCUAUCUUACCUUUCUGGAGUACGAUGGCAACCUUCUGCGACGAGAGCUGUUCGGCUGUCCCAGUGAGGCUGACCACAACAGUGAGAAUCUCCAGAAGACACUGUCAGAGCUGGAUGAAGAUGAUCCAUGCUACGAGUUUCGUCGAGAGCGAUUCACUGUCCAUCGAACACACCUCUACUUCCUGCACUAUGAGUAUAAACCCAGCUCUGACAACACAGAUGUCACUCUCGUCGCCCAGCUCUCUAUGGACAGGUGCUGGUUUACACCCACACUUACAGAAGCUACACAGGUGUGUUUAGUUCAAAGUGGGCAGAACAAUGAAGUGGAAGGCUUCCAGAGGUUUUAGAACAUUGAAAAUGUUAAGAAAAAACAUAUUAGAGCUGCUCCUGGUUAGAAAAAACCCCACAAUAAGCAGCUGUGUUGGCGAAUCUGUUGACUGAUGAAGAUCGAAGGAACAAACCUCUUAGGUAUGACAUUGGGGGAGAAAUAUAU